Messenger RNA from Cinclus cinclus, 3069 nucleotides. RefSeq lists its product as uncharacterized. Lineage: Eukaryota; Metazoa; Chordata; Aves; Passeriformes; Cinclidae. The transcript has 4 exons. The record is from RefSeq and is a predicted model, not a curated record. Gene Ontology annotation, molecular function: ATP binding. The coding region runs from base 49 to 3069 and encodes 1006 amino acids. Gene Ontology annotation, cellular component: membrane.
GCCGCUCCCGGCGUUUCCGUUCUGGGCCUUGGCCUGGACGUCACCACGAUGUCUCCGGCGCUCGGCCGCGCUCUCGACGUCUCCGACGUUUCCGACUCCUCGUGCCUCCUGUGCCCCGACUCCCCGCGCGCCUCCGCUCUUCGCCGUUUGCCUCCGGCCGUCUCCGGUUGGACCUCGGGCCGUCGGUGUCGCCGAAGGGCGCGGGCGGCGGCCGGGGCGGGCGCGGUGGGGACGGCGGUGGCGGGGACGGUGACGGAAGGUUGGGAGUUGGGUUUGGGUUGGAGGCCGGGAGGCGUCGACGGCGCGGUGGUGGCCGGGUCGCAGUCGAAGGUGGCCCGGGAGGGGCUGAGGUGGCAGAGGGAGGACAGGAGCGCGUUGAGUUGGCUGCAGCUGGGCUGCGUCUUCUACUGGACCUGGCUCGACCCAUCCAUUGCCCGCCCCUCCCCCCACUUCCUCCGCGCCGUCCGCUCCCUCCCUCCGGCCUUCACUCCGGCCACGGCCACCGAGUACGCCGAGCUGCUGGCCACCUUCGGCACGCACGCCGUGCGCUCGGCGCGCCUGGGCGGCCGGCUCCGCUCUCUGACCGCCGUCCGGCUCUGCCGCGCCGCCAUGGCCGGCCUGAGCGCUCAGGAAGCCUCCGAGUGCCUCAGGGCCGAGUCCUCCUUCGGAGGGGUCACCGCCGCCGCCGCCGCGUGCCGGACGGCGCGCGCGGCCGCCGAGGGCAACCUGAGCUUCAGCGAGUUUUUCUCCGAGCGGUUCCUGGAGGUCGAAGGAGGCUCCGACCGCGACGGCGAUUUGGCCUUCGGGAGGCCGGAGGAUUUCUCCAGGUGGUUGAGGAGCGUCCCCGAGGCUCCGGCCACGGUCGAGGCCGACCUUUGGCCGCUCCACGCCCUGGUGCCCAGGAGCGACCCCCGGCGCCGGGCGCUGCGCGCGGCCGUCAGGAGUUACGUCGCGGCCAAAGCGUUGAGGGUCAACUGCAGCUGCGGCCGCCCGGCGGGGAGCGGCCGGAGCGGAGAGAAGAGGACAGGUCAGUGGGCGGCGGGCGGCGGACAUUGGAGAGGGAGGUGGACGCUGGAGUGGGCGGCGGUCGGCGCGGCGGUUGGCGCGGCGGUCGGCGGGCGCCGGUCGGAGCGGUCAGCGGGAGGUGGAGCGGUCAGCGGAGCGGUCAGGACACUGAGGAGAGCUCUGAUGGACGCUCCGCUGACCGCCCCGAUGACCACCGUGACCACCACGAUGACCACCCUGACCACCGUGACCACCACCCUGACCACCGUGACCACCACGAUGACCACCCUGACCACCGUGACCACCACGAUGACCACCAUGACCACCACGAUGACCACCCUGACCACCACGAUGACCACCGUGACCACCGUGACCACCACGAUGACCACCGUGACCACCCCACUGACCACCAUGGCCACCAUGAUGUCCACCCCUCUGACCACUCUAACCUCUGUCCUUCCCUCCCCGCUGACCGCUCCGCUGACCACCAUGAUGUCCAUGAUGACCACCAUCCGCUCCGCUGACCACCAUGAUGACCGCCACAAUGUUCACCAUCAUGUCCGCCAUGACGUCCACCAUGAUGACCACCAUGAUGUCCACCCCGCUGACCACUCCACUGACCACCAUGAUGACCAUGAUGACCGCCAUGACGUCCACCAUGAUGACCACGGUGACCACCAUGAUGACCACGAUGACCACCAUGAUGAUCACGAUGACGUUCACCCCGCUGACCACUCCACUGACCACCAUGAUGACCACCACGAUGACCACCCCAUUGACCAUGAUGACCACCAUGACCACAAUGACCACCAUGAUCACGAUGACCACCAUGAUGACCAUGAUGACCACCAUGACAUCCAUGAUGACCACCAUGACCACGAUGACCACCAUGACCACGAUGACCACCAUGACCACGAUGACCACCGUGAUGACCACGAUGACCGCCAUGAUGACCACGAUGACCACCGUGAUGACCACGAUGACCGCCAUGAUGACCGCCAUGACGUCCACCCCGCUGACCACUCUAACCUCCGUCCUUCCCUCCCAGAUGACCUCAGCGAUGACCACCCCUCUGACCUCCGGACCGCUGACCGCUCCACCUCCGGUAACUCCCCGUGCUGCCCCUCCCACCGAGGCUCCGCCCACCUCUCCGUCCAGGUGUGGGGCGGGCGCGGCUGGCGCGGCGACCACUUGACCGCCACCGACGCCUUCGUUUGGGUCAUCUACGACCGAAUCCGCGCCCGCACUCCCACGGCCUGGAACACCGACCGCCCGCGCUGGGGUCAGCACCUGGACUUGGGCCAGGUGCUCCUCCGGCCCGGAGCUUACCUGGAGCUCCAGGUGUGGGACGAAGACCACGGAUGGGACGACGACCUGUUGGGCACCUGCCGGGAGCCGCUGAGCGCCGGGCGUUGGCCGCGGCGCUCGUGUUUCCCGGGCGGCGGCCAAUUGGAUUUCGGGGUGACGGUCACCUGCGGUCCGGCGCUGACCGGAAGUUCGUGUCACGAUUACCUGCCCAGAGCACCUGAGGGCGGGGCGGGAAUCCAGGAUGGAUCCCCGUGGCCGCCGGAAGGGUCGGAUUGGGAUCGGUUCGUGGUGGAGGACGAGGAGGAUGAGGAUGAGGAAGGCUCGGAGGAAACGCGGUUUUUCCAUCGGUUCUGGAAGGUUCCGGGAGAAGAUCCGGAGGAAAAUCCCGAAUCCGACCCCUUUUCGUGGGCUCCGAAACCUCGGGGAUCGCCCCAAAAUCGCUCCCGGUUUGGCCCAGUUCGGUCCCGGUUUGAGGAGGAUGAAGAUGAGGAUGAAGGUUUGGAGGAAACGCCGUUUUCCCAUCGGAAAGUUCCAGAAAGUUCCGGGGCAGAUCCGGAGGAAAAUCCCGAAUCCGACCCCUUUUCGGGGGCUCCGAAACCUCGGGAAUCGCCCCAAAAGCGCUCCCAGUUUGGCCCAGUUCGGUCCCAGUUUGAGGAGGAUGAUGAUGAUGAUGGUGGUGAUGAUGAAGAGCUCAGCGACGCCGAAUUCCGCCGGCUUUGGGACCUUCCGGAAGGUUCCCAAAAACCCCAAAUUUGA